This is a messenger RNA of Cavenderia fasciculata, 813 nucleotides long. RefSeq lists its product as uncharacterized. The transcript is spliced from 2 exons. The coding region runs from base 1 to 813 and encodes 270 amino acids. NCBI's taxonomy places the organism in Eukaryota, Evosea, Eumycetozoa, Acytosteliales, Cavenderiaceae. The record is from RefSeq and is a predicted model, not a curated record.
AUGGAGUAUCAGAAGUGUCAAUUACAACUAAUUCAAAAAGAGUUAUUUGAAGGUACAUCGGUUGUUGGAACCUCUCAACAACAGCAACAACCAAGCUCGCAGCAACCCACCCCUCCACCUCAACAACCACCUGAGCACCAUGUGGUCAGCAGCAGUACUACAGGUGAUUUGGGUUCAUUUCAGGUAUUUCCCGAUAACGGAUUGGGGAGUAUCUCUAGUUUGGAUGCCAAUACACAGCAGUUCAACCAAAACCUUCCAAAAGUUGCUUUGGUAUCAAGUCAAGAUAAUCCAAAUCCAUUGGGAUUAAAGUAUAUAGAUGGAUCAAGCACAAUAGGUCCAAAUGAAAACAUCUGGCUUAGAUUUCUAAUACUCGGCGAUUUUGACCCCAACAAUAUUGGAAUCUGGGCAGAGUUACCUCCUGAUGUAAAAGAGAAAUACAAAACUGGAUUCCCAAAUGUGAUAAUCAAUCAUGAUGGAAUUGCCAAUAUGGAUUUCACGUUGAAUCCACGACAAAAAAAAAAUUCAAGUCAACCCAACACUGACACACCCAAACCACGUGGUAAAAAAGGAUUGGCGUCGAAAGGCAAACCUUUUGAAAUUACAUUAAAUGCUAAAAGUGGUGGUGAAUCCAUUUCCAUAACGGUUUCUCUACUCUUCUACAGCGGCACCAAGAACCUCCCACCUGGCAAGAUUCGCAAUGUCGAACCUUUAGAUGUUAAUUUUAACAUUCCAGGUUUGGAGUAUGACAAAACACCAAAGAUUCGUCCUACCAAGAAACCAAAGAAAAAAUGUGCAGCUCCAACCAAACAAUAA